Ylistrum balloti is the source of this 2919-nucleotide messenger RNA. RefSeq lists its product as uncharacterized. The coding region runs from base 1 to 2919 and encodes 972 amino acids. Gene Ontology annotation, molecular function: zinc ion binding. The transcript is spliced from 4 exons. Lineage: Eukaryota; Metazoa; Mollusca; Bivalvia; Pectinida; Pectinidae. The record is from RefSeq and is a predicted model, not a curated record.
AUGGCUGCGGCGAUCAUUUUGACAGCGGAAGAUCAAAUAACAUGUACAAUAUGUUUAGAAAUUUUUCAAGAACCCAAAGCACUACCCUGCUUGCACACCUUUUGUAAAAAGUGCAUAACAAAUUAUAUAACCCAGGAAAAUCGUCAACGUCCAGAAAGAAAAGGAUACAAGUGUCCUGUAUGCCGUCGACAUGUUUCCGCUCAAACGCACAUUAAAAACAAUCCGGAAAAAUGGGUUGAUCAACUUGAAAAUAACCACAUGAUUAGCGCUAUGAUCGAUGCCUACAAGACCUCCAGAACCUCUUCCAAAACCUGUACAGAUCAUCCUGAAAACGAACUCGAUUAUUUCUGUGUCGGCCAUUCCAAAUUCAUCUGCGCCAUGUGCUCCCUGCAACAUCGACAUUGUUCUGACGUCAUUACACGCGACGAAGCAAGCGAUAAAAUAAACAAAUCUGAAAAAAUAAAAUCUAAGCAAGCAGUUUUGCAACAGUAUACAGACCUUCUUUUUGAACAAUGUAACUCAUUCGAGCAUUUAUUAGGUAUCAGACGCGGCUAUCUAGAGUGUCUUGAUCAUUCAGAGCAACACAUUCGUGAUGAAAUCAUAUCAGUUAGAAAGAGAAUAACUGAAUUGAUGAACAAACAAGAAGAAAACAUCCUUACAAGGCUCGCAGAGAUGAAAACAAAAAGGGUUGCACAGAUUGAGAAGGACAAACGUAAGCUGGAAUCUUACCUUGAACAUUCCCGGCAUACCUUGCAACGGAUUCAGAAAACGAUUGACAGCAAGCAGGACGUUGAUGACAUGUAUAUCGAAAAUAUUAAAGCCGAAUACAGGUCUUUGCAACUCAAAGUUUUAGACACAAAGAAACAAAAUAUGCAAGAAAAGAUAGUUUUCUCAGUGAGUCCAUCAGUGAAACAUUUUGUUGCCAUGUUUGAUGGCUUUGGUAAACUCCGAUUUCAGAGCAACGAAACAGGGAUCUCAAGUAAGGAAGGUUUAUCUGUGCAAAUAGAAGAAUCUUCAGUGAAUAGAACACCGGUUUCUAAUCAAUCCAUCAGCGACAAUUCCCGGAAAAAUCAGUCUGAACUCAAACUGCCUUACUUAGGAAAAGCAUCAUGGAUAACAGGAAUAACAUUUUUGCCAUCAGGAAAUUUGCUUUGUGUGGAUCAUACAAACGAAGCUAUUUCUGUUUUUAAUCCUUCCUUCGAUUUUCUGUUCAAAACCAACGUUCAUCCUGCACCUUACGACGUUACAUCGAUUUCGCCGACCCUUGAUCACGUGAUGAUAUCGAUCCCAGACGCAAAGGAACUAAGAAAAUGCACAGUUAUGCAAGAUGGUUCUAUUGAAGUUGGUCAAAAAUUAAAGACCAACAACGCCUGUAAGGCACUUGCAUAUGAUGAAAAACAUAUGGCUGUUUGUUCUAGUUCGGAGAUUCAAAUUUUUGAAACAGAUGGCAAAAUCUGGAUGCUGUUGUUGGAAGAAUAUUACUCACAAACUAAGUUCACUUACGUCACGCUGUCUUCAUCAGAGAAAAAGGUGUUCGUAUCAGAUCAGACCUAUCCAGAUCCUCAUAUAAGAUGUUUGAAUUUUAAAGGAGAAACACUAUGGAAAGUAGCCGAUGGACGGUUUGGCUUCUGCACAGGAAUUCGUGUCAUAGGUACACAACUAUUGUUGACGUCAUGGGAUAGGGGAAUAACAUUCACACUAGCAUUUCAUGGACAUGACUUAAAAUCGUACUGCGAUUGUGCUCUGUCGUUUCCUUGGAAACUUGCUGUGUCAAACAAUCAAAAUGUCAUCUGUAUUUCACAGUAUAAACACAAUUUGUCAGAGGAGGACAAAAGAACGAUCAAAGUGAUUCACGUGGUCAAAGUAAUCAGCGGUGUACUCAGUGGUGACAAGGUACUCAAUGAUGACAAGGUUCUCAACGGUGUCAAGGUUAUCAGCGGUGUCAAGGUUAUCAAUGGUGACAAGUUACUCAGUGUUGUCAAGGUACUCAGUGGUUUCAAUGUACUCAGUGGUGACAAGGUAAUCAGUGAUGACAAGGUACUCAGUGAUGACAAGGUACUUAGUGGUGACAAGGUUCUCAGUGAUGUCAAGGUACUCAGUGGUGACAAGGUACUCAGUGUUUUCAAGGUACUCAGUGUUGUCAAGGUUCUCAGUGAUGUCAAGGUACACAGUUGUGACAGAGUACUUAGUGAUGACAAGGUACUCAGUGAUGACAAGGUACUCAGUGAUGACAGGGUAUUUAGUGAUGACAAGGUUCUCAGUGGUGACAAGGUACUCAGUGUUGUCAAGGUACUGAGUGGUUUCAAUGUACUCAGUGAUGACAAUGUACUCAGUGAUGACAAUGUACUUAGUGGUGACAAGGUUCUCAGUGAUGUCAAGGUACUCAGUGGUGACAAGGUUCUCAGUGUUUUCAAGGUACUCAGUGUUGUCAAGGUUCUCAGUGAUGUCAAGGUUCUCAGUGGUGACAAGGUACUCAGUCAUGACAAGGUAAUCAGUGGUGACAAGGUAACCAAUGAUGAUAAGGUAAUCGGUGAUGUCAAAGUACUCAGUGAUGUCAAGGUACUCAGUUGUGACAAGGUACUCAGUGGUGUCAACGUACUAAGUGGUGAAAAGGUACUCAGUGGUGAAAAGGUACACAGAGCUGAAAAGGUCCUCAGUUGUGACAAGGUACUCAGUGCUGACAAGGUUCUCAAUGGUGUCAAGGUAACCAGUGGUGUCAAGGUACUCAGUGAUGACAAUGUACUUAGUGGUGAAAAGGUACUCGGUGGUGUCAGGGAACACAGUGAUGACAUGGUACUCAGUGAUGUCAAGGCACUCUGUGAUGUGAAGGUAACCGGUGGUGUUAAGGUACCCGGUGAUGUCAAGGUAUUUAGUGAUGUCAAGACUCUCAGUGGUGACAAGGUGCUCAGUCGUGGCUAG